AUGCAGCUUCGAACAUCUGGCAGCGAAUCCUUCGAGCCACGUCGCUUGUCAGCAGCAAUCCAAAACCCCAUGACACACCCUUUAUUCGCCUUUCCGAGGGAGGGCGAGGAAGAGAACUCGGCGAUGGAAGGUCUUGCGAACGGGGAGUCAUUCUUGCGGAUUGGAGGGGGCCUCGAGGGCCCCCAUGGAAAUCCGAAGGAGGCUUUAUCGAGAGCUAAGCAAAGAGACUUUUCAUGGGGAACACGGAAACAGUCAUAUGCUCGUGUGCGUCUGCUUAGCGGCAGCGGCCGUUUAACAGUUAAUGGAAGGGAUGGUGGCGAAUACUUUCAAGGCAACGAGUUCUGGCUCCUGAACUGCAGGGCCCCCCUCGUAGAAGUCAAUUCGGAGAAUCGAUUCGACAUUGAGGCGCAAGCAAAGGGCGGAGGUCUUGGUGGUCAGUCUGGAGCCAUAAUGCUGGCAGUCGCGCGUGAGCUGUGUAGGCAGCAGCCGCAUUUGCGCCCCGUUCUCAAAAGGGGAUCCUUCUUGACAGUCGAUUCAAGGCGAGUCGAACGAAAAAAGUUCGGCUUACGGAAAGCGAGAAAAAGAAAGCAAUACAGCAAACGUUGA
This is a messenger RNA of Cyclospora cayetanensis, 606 nucleotides long. RefSeq names its product 30S ribosomal protein S9. NCBI's taxonomy places the organism in Eukaryota, Apicomplexa, Conoidasida, Eucoccidiorida, Eimeriidae. Gene Ontology annotation, cellular component: mitochondrial small ribosomal subunit; ribosome. The transcript is spliced from 3 exons. Bases 1 to 606 code for a protein of 201 amino acids. The record is from RefSeq and is a predicted model, not a curated record. Gene Ontology annotation, molecular function: structural constituent of ribosome; RNA binding. Gene Ontology annotation, biological process: translation.